Messenger RNA from Sebastes umbrosus (honeycomb rockfish), 2046 nucleotides. It is a transcript of the gene oser1, whose product is annotated as oxidative stress responsive serine-rich 1. The record is from RefSeq and is a predicted model, not a curated record. Gene Ontology annotation, biological process: cellular response to hydrogen peroxide. The transcript has 4 exons. The coding region runs from base 420 to 1571 and encodes 383 amino acids. NCBI's taxonomy places the organism in Eukaryota, Metazoa, Chordata, Actinopteri, Perciformes, Sebastidae.
ACGUCACCAGCGCUGCGCGUUGUUGCAGAGUCACUGCGACUGAGUGACUGUAAACAAGCUGAGAGAAAGAACAGUCGCCAUUUAAGCUAGGCCCUUAAUGCUGUUGCUCUAUCUCUGCUCUUACUCCUCAUUUACACUCAUCCGUGAAUAACUCCACGAUACGAAGUGUAACCAUCCACGAGCAGUGUUUUUAAUCGAGUCACAGUUCGUGUUUUCAAGUCGCACAGAGCUAACUAGCCUCUUCUAGCCUUUAGCUUGCGUUAGCUUAGCCGUUAGCUUAGCCUCGCUGGCUAGUCAACAUCCUAAAGGGCCCUGUUGCGAGGCAAACACCCUGCAUGCCCUGGGGUUAUAUCUCUCUCUUUACUGCGACCAGGAUCUCCUGAACCCUGGGUGGCUGGUCAGAGCGGCCUCCUCCCACCAUGGAGGCAGGAGGGAAGGACUGUGAAGAGGAAACACUGCAGACGGCGUUUAAGAAGCUGAGGGUUGAUGCUGGGAGUUUACCUGGAGCAGUGAGUGUGUCGGAGGCAUUGGCUCCCAGAGGGGCAUCGCGUGCUUGUCUUGACACCAGCGGAGCGAAACCCAAACUCAGCUGCCCGAAGGACAACUGGCACGGCUGCAUGAGGAAAACUUCUAGAGGAGUAUCCAGAACCCAGCGGCGUCGGAGGUCCAAGUCCCCCAUCCUGCAUCCUCCAAAGUUCACCUACUGCAGCACCGCGGCAGCCUCUGCACUGUCGACCCCUAGUGGCUGCUUGAAGCACCAGCGCCUGGCCGUGCCUGAGCCUGUGGAGCCUCGUCCUGCAGUCGAUGGAAGAACAGCCUCCUCCGUGGCCGUCCCGGCCCAGAAAGAGCUCUCUUCUUCUGUCACUCCCGGCCACAUCUCCCCUCUGGUUUUUGGAUCUUGUGCUGGGUAUGAGACACAUGUCGGAGCUGCAGUUUCUACGCCGUCCUUAAAAGAGAUCCCCACUGUUGUUACUACUGUCGCGACGUCAUCCAGGGAGGAUGGAGGAAGCCCCGGAGAUGUCCUGGCGAGCGAGGAGAGCGGCCCAGAGAAAAGUGCCUGCGAAGGAGCAGAGUCUGCAGCGGGAGCACCUCGGAUAUCCGGACCCGCAGACGCCGCUGACUUCCGAGUUUUAUCCGAGCUCCACAGUAGCGGCUCGGCAGAAGGCCCCCACAUUCCCUGCUCCUGUGCCUGGAAGAAUAGUUCAGAUUCCCAGGAGGAGAGCAGGCAGGGGGCCGAAUCUCGGUGCCAGUGUCAGUCCCUUCAUCAGGGCUGGCAAGGCUUGGAGGUGUACUCCUUCACGGGGCUCCGCAACGUCAUAUCAGAGUGCGAGAGGAGCCUGCCGGGCCGCGAGGACGCCGCCAGAACUCUCAGCACCAACAGUAACGCUGCCACAGCUUCGUCACCUUCAUCAUCGUCAGCAACAUUGUCGUCGAGCUCCCCUCGCUCGUGUUCGGAGCAGGCGCGGGCCUACGUCGACGACAUCACGAUAGAGGACCUUUCUGGCUACAUGGAGUAUUAUCUCUACAUCCCCAAGAAGAUGUCACACAUGGCUGAGAUGAUGUACACUUAAAAAAAAAGUAAAAUAAAAUUAUUAUAUUAUCAUAAGGAAAUAAUAAGAGGGUUUUUUUCUGUUGUUGAGGGAAAAGGCAGCCUCGAAGGAAUGUCAGUAGUGGGUAGAAGACUGGAUCAGGCAUGAAAGUUAUAAUUUAAAUAUACAACAAUAACUAAUUUGAACCCAGGUUGAAAUGUUUCCAUUGUCCCCUGCCCUCAGUUUGAGCCCCCCCCCCCUCAUCAUUUUAUUAAAAUUAACAGGAACAAAUUACCAUCUAUUUCUCAUUUAGUUUUGACUUCCAUCCCUCCUUUUUUUGUGCUAUAUUUAAAUUUUCGGUUUACAGAUGAAGUUGCCAAAGCUCUUGGUGCAGGCUCUUGCAGAAGGAGAUGACAGUAGGGAUAUGCAAACUUGUAAUGCCAAGCGUUUGUGGUGUUGUGUCACCUGCCUGGAUUUCUUUUCACUCAAUAAAGAAGCAAACUGUUUGUCAGAAAAA